Quercus lobata is the source of this 1377-nucleotide messenger RNA. RefSeq lists its product as uncharacterized. The record is from RefSeq and is a predicted model, not a curated record. Lineage: Eukaryota; Viridiplantae; Streptophyta; Magnoliopsida; Fagales; Fagaceae. The transcript is spliced from 4 exons. Bases 75 to 1376 code for a protein of 433 amino acids.
UCUCACUCUCACUUCACAACUACUCAACACAUCUCUCUCUCUGUCUCUCUAUCUUUAGAAACAAGAAGGCGAAAAUGGGUAGUCGAAUUCAGUCGCACCAGCUGAGCAAUGGGCUGUACGUGUCGGGUCGACCCGAGCAGCAGCAGAAAGAUAAGCCCACAAUGGGUUCACGCGCCGUCCCCUACACCGGCGGCGACGUCAAGAAAUCCGGCGAGCUCGGCAAGAUGUUCGAUAUCCAAAUUCUCGAAGGCCCGGGCCCACACCCACCUCCGUCUUUGAAAUCCUCACGCCCGUCAACAAGCGGGUCGCUCCGAUCCGGAUCCGGGUCCACCUCCGGCCCACUGAGCUCCAAGCACACAACUUCCUCCGGCCCAAUGACGAGAAAGUCCUCUGGGCCCAUGCCGCUCCAGCCCACGGGCUUAAUCACCUCCGGCCCGCUCGGAUCAUCAACUGGGCGUCGGUCGGGUCAUCUGGACUCCGGGUCCGGGUCCGGGCCGGGAAAACCGAGCUACGGUGCGGCCGUGACGAGCUUGGGUUCGGGGGCGGAGGUGAGGGUGGGGAUUGGGGUGUCGAAGGCGGCUGUUUGGGUGUUUGUGGUGGCGGUGGCGAUGGGGUUGCUGAUUGGGGCGUUCCUGAUGGUGGCGGUGAAGAAGGCGGUGGUGCUGGUGGCGGUGGGAGGAGUGGUGGUGCCGGUGGUGGCGGUGGCGGUUUGGAAUUGCCUCUGGGGGAAGAGAGGGUUAGUAGGGUUCGUGAGAAGGUACCCCGAUGCUGAGCUUCGAGGUGCUCUUGAUGGACAGUUCGUCAAGGUCACUGGGGUUGUUACUUGUGGUAGUAUUCCUUUGGAGUCAUCCUACCAAAGGGUACCAAGGUGUGUAUAUGUGUCCACAGAACUCUACGAAUACAAGGGAUUGGGUGGAAAAUCUGCAAAUCCUAAACACCAUUGCUUGUCGUGGGGAUCUAGACAUUCAGAGAAAUAUGUGGCUGACUUUUACAUAUCAGACUUCCAAUCUGGGUUAAGAGCAUUAGUAAAGGCUGGUUAUGGGGCUAAAGUUGCUCCAUUUGUAAAACCAGCAACUGCAGUUGAAGUCACAAAAGAAAACAAGGACUUAUCUCCAAGCUUUUUACGUUGGCUAGCUGACCGCAGCCUCUCUAGUGAUGACCGUAUAAUGCGCCUCAAAGAAGGGUAUAUCAAAGAAGGGAGCACUGUAAGUGUAAUGGGGGUUGUUCGACGCCAUGAUAACAUACUUAUGAUUGUUCCACCUUCAGAACCUGUCUCAACAGGCUGUCAGUGGGUCCGCUGCCUUCUCCCUACCUAUGUUGAAGGAUUAAUUUUGACAUGUGAUGAUAAUCAAAAUGCUGAUGUGGUUCCUGUGUAAA